AGGACCUUUCCACUGUCAUCACACUCCUCCUCAAGCAUCCUUCGAUAACCGUGUGCCUCUACACAUCCAAAGAUUCAUUCAAAAUGAAAUCCUUCCUUCUGCUGGCCUUUGUCAUUGGGACUGCCAUCUGCGUCCCUCAAAUGAUGUUCAUGGAGUUUGACAUGCACCAUGCACCUGCCCAGGCCCUCCAAGCUGUUCCUGCUGGAGCAGGACCUGCCAGUCUGGAAGUGCUCCUCCCUGUCGAUGCUGCCCAACAGCCUGCCCGCGCACCUACUCGUGGCUUCAUCAAGCAGGAGAUCCCCCAGCCCCUUGGUAGAGAGAGCAUUGAGAUCUUCCACCCCUUCGGUUUCGCCCAGGCUGCCCCUGCUGCCCCUGUUGCCCCUGCAGCCCCUGCUGCUCCAGCUCCCAGACGUAAGUCUGAUGACGAUGAGGAAGACGAUGAAUAAAUGAUGCGACAAAUGACUGGUGAUUGAUCAACUGCGCCCCCUAUUGAAACAAGACUGGAAAUGUGUCCUUCUAAUGCUGCUUUUAUUUCCAUAGAGUAAUGCGGUUAAUGCAGAUAUUAACCUGGUCUAAUGGUGCUUAAAACCUGGAUUAGCUAUUGUAUAACCAAUGAUUUUUGUAUGGCAAGUUUGUUAUUGAUCUGAUCGGUAAUAAAACUUUUAUCAACUUA
Hypomesus transpacificus is the source of this 673-nucleotide messenger RNA. It is a transcript of the gene scpp7, whose product is annotated as secretory calcium-binding phosphoprotein 7. Lineage: Eukaryota; Metazoa; Chordata; Actinopteri; Osmeriformes; Osmeridae. The record is from RefSeq and is a predicted model, not a curated record. The transcript is spliced from 9 exons. The coding region runs from base 84 to 446 and encodes 120 amino acids.